Molecule: messenger RNA, 1345 nt
Organism: Neurospora tetraspora
Lineage: Eukaryota; Fungi; Ascomycota; Sordariomycetes; Sordariales; Sordariaceae
Exons: 1
Coding region: 281-1228 (315 amino acids)
Source: RefSeq, a predicted model, not a curated record
AGCACCCACAGAAAGCUGGUGACUCGACACCUCCACUCUUUCUUUCACCUUCUUCGGAUACCGUUUCUUCUUCUACCCUCCCGGUCCUUAGGAAAUACUGUCGUGGGCUGCGGGCUCCCUGGUCCAGAGUCACGAACCUCGCUCCAAGGCAGCAAGCUGGUCUCCAACCAGCCAUUGCCGCUCGGAGGUUCUCACCAGAUCCCGCACUGGAGCGCCCUCAAAUUCUUCAGCUCGAGCCGUCAACCAUACCAACUUGCAACAUACGUAUUUCCGGAGCGUAAUGUUGCCUCUCGCAAGGCAUCUUCCGUUCCGUGGUAUCGGUGAUCAGCAGUCCUGUCAGCAGCCAGGGUCCUGCACCACAGGAGCAGCGGUCUCGGCUCCGAAGCCAAGCAACGGAAGACUCGACCUCCAAGCCAGCAUUGACGUCGAAACGGCCGGUCAAUUUUUCUUUCUUCGAGUUUUCUCAUUUUUCAGCUUUUUUCACCUAUUACGUACUUCGCGAGACCUAUUUCUUCGAGGCGUCUCCACUCUUUUAUCACCAAGCACGCUGCACGGCACUCCGAAAGCCAAAGGGGCUACCCCCGUCUCUACGCUAAGCAGCGACCCGGCCCACCAGGGGCACGAGGGAACGCCUUUUCUCUCUCGACACUUAUGUCGUCCUCCCAACUUCCUGUCCUCUUGCGAAGCCUCUUGUGUCGGACCGCAGAUCGAUUGCUGGUUCCCCAUCGGCCCACCCGGUUCGCAAAUUCUCGCAUGCCUCCGACCGAUUCGCACAUCAGCCCAGGACAGCACCGUGUGUUACCUAAGCACAAAUGUGGCACAUGCAUACGCUCGCAGCACCUUUCUCGGGACCACCGAUGACCAAACGCUCGGAACAUCUCUGAGAUCAUUCUUGCUUUUCGCUGGCAACACCUUCCGAACGCACACCCGCCAUACUCGGGCUACAAGACUUCAGCAGCCCUCGAGUCUUUCGAUCAGCACAAACGCCUUGACAGACAUCGAGGUCAACCUCCACGCUUACCGGCCUUUGUUGGACCAUUACCACCUUGGUGGUCCAGUCACUCGGCACAACACAACACCGCGAGAAGCAACUGAUGGGAGCCAGAAGUGGUGUUUUACUGCUUUGGUAUUUCAUUAUUGUUGUUGCUGUAAAGCAUCUCGCGUGUCUCAGCUGUCCGCCGCCGUCUACGCGAUAUCAGUACGACUACUUGUUUACAUAUAUACAUGAGUCGUUCCCCACUUCGCCAAAUCUACACAAAAGCCGCAGCCCAAACGCCUCGCCCCGGCCAGGUCCUUCUCUUUAGCCCUGGCCCCAUAUCGCUAAAUGCAUCAAUCGAGAGUUGAG